AUGAUGGUGGACAGGCCCCCGGAGCAACUGGUGGCCAGCAUCCGGCAGGAGUUCCGCCGUCUGCAGCGCAGGAAGCACCUGGACCCGGCCGCCUUUGUCUCCCCGGCGUGCCCCCCACCCUCUCCCCCCUCCCCCUCGCCGCCCCCCUCCCCCCCCUCGGAGCAGAUGGAGGCCGGCAGCCCCCCGCCAGCCCCCCAGAGUCUCCACGGAGACGCAGGCGUCGUGUCCCCGUGUCUCCGCUCCGUGCCCAUCGCCGCCACCGCCGUCCUGUCGGCGUCGUGCCCCCACAGGGCCCCCCCGGGCCCUCUCCUCCUCCUCCUCACCGGCCCCCCGGCCCCCCCCGCCAGCGCCGCCACCGCCGCCCCCCCCCCAGCUCACCACUCCUCACCGCUGCUCACCCUGCGCCAGGUGGCUCUGAUCUGUGAGCGAGCCGUGCGGGAGCGGGAGGACUCGCUCCGGGAGGAGUACGAAGGGGUGCUCACCAGCAAACUCUCUGAGCAGUACGAUGCUUUCGUGAAAUUCAACCACGACCAGAUGCUGCGUCGCUACGGAGAGAGGCCAGCCAGCUAUGUGUCUUGAGAAGAUUCGCACGGAGACACGCACGGAGACACGCGGAGACACACGCACGGAGAGACGCACACGGACACGGAGAGACACACACGGACACGGAGAGAAACACACGGACACGGAGAGACGCACACGGACACGGAGAGACACACACAGACACGGAGAGACACACACGGACACGGAGAGACACACACAGACACGGAGAGACACACACAGACACGGAGAGACACACACAGACACGGAGAGACACACACGGACACGGAGAGACACACACGGACACGGAGAGACACACACGGACACGGAGAGACACACACAGACACGGAGAGACACACACAGACACGGAGAGACACACACAGACACGGAGAGACACACACAGACACGGAGAGACACA
Molecule: messenger RNA, 958 nt
Organism: Lethenteron reissneri (Far Eastern brook lamprey)
Lineage: Eukaryota; Metazoa; Chordata; Hyperoartia; Petromyzontiformes; Petromyzontidae
Product: akirin-2-like
Biological process (GO): positive regulation of transcription by RNA polymerase II; positive regulation of innate immune response
Cellular component (GO): nucleus; chromatin
Molecular function (GO): transcription coregulator activity
Source: RefSeq, a predicted model, not a curated record